AUGUCCGAACCUAUGGCUUUUGGUUUUCCAGCUAAGCUUUUUUUACCUUGGGAACUGGAAGGAAACGUUCCUAAGCUUUGUUUUUGGAUUCAAAACAAAGAAAUUGUCGAUAUCCUCAAGAGCAAAUUUGCUUUAAUUAAUUUUUCCGAAGAAUUUGGAGUUAAAAAGCCAAAUUUUUAUCAUGAAUAUAAUAAAGACUAUGUACCUUUUAUGAUUUCAUACAAAAAAGAUGGCGUUAUAACUAUCCUUGCAGCUACAUUUGUUUAUGGGAAAAAAUUAUAUUCAUAUAAAGGUGAAGUAUUUGUUCAAUUCUACAUUAAGACAGACCUCCCUUUCUUAGAAGUAUUGCAUAGACUUACAGGAUAUUCAAAUAAAGAUCUUGAUCUCAAUGAAAUUCGAUUUGAAGAACCACAUCCUGUUAAAAAUGAAGAAAGACUAAGGAAUGCAUUUUAUGAUUGGCAUCCAUUCGUAUAUUUCCGUAUCUUCGCUUCAAAGAUCCAUCCUGAUAAAGAUACUUCUAUAUUCCUUGUCUGUUCAAAAUUUAAUGUUGAACAUUACCGUCUUACUAAAUUAUGUUUCCAAUACAAUUCAGAUAAUUCUAAUCCUGACUAUAUACAGCUUGAUAUAGAUGACGCAUUCAAGUACGAAUGGGAAAAAAAGAAUAAUCCGAACCAAGAAAACAGACAAUGGCUAAUUACCAGGUAUUUUAAGGAGAUUUCUUCAAAAGUCUAUGCAUUCUUCAAUGGAUAUAGCACCAUUGAAAACCAACCCGCAACUCCAGCACAACUAUCCUCUGAAGAAAAUCAUUAA
Molecule: messenger RNA, 810 nt
Organism: Trichomonas vaginalis G3
Lineage: Eukaryota; Parabasalia; Trichomonadida; Trichomonadidae
Exons: 1
Coding region: 1-810 (269 amino acids)
Source: RefSeq, a predicted model, not a curated record